Solanum tuberosum (potato) is the source of this 1116-nucleotide messenger RNA. RefSeq lists its product as uncharacterized. The record is from RefSeq and is a predicted model, not a curated record. The transcript is spliced from 6 exons. Bases 126 to 701 code for a protein of 191 amino acids. NCBI's taxonomy places the organism in Eukaryota, Viridiplantae, Streptophyta, Magnoliopsida, Solanales, Solanaceae.
UCCGACUACCAAUAGCCCAAUUAGUCCAUAUUACAAAUGGCCCAUAAUUAGUCCGUCGUUGGCCUCCGAACGUGCUGUUCUGAGUUCCCAAUUUCGUCAAGGUUCCACAAUUCUUCUGCUGCAGAAUGCGGACAAUAGCAGCGCGAUUCAGCCCUUAUUUAUGGAGGAGAACGCCUAUAAAUUCACAACCCCGACGUUUUUCUACUUCCAGCUUUGGGAGAGAUGAACAGUCAAUAGAACAAGAAGCUGAAAUAAAAGUAGGGUGGCUUUUAAAAUUAAUUUUUGCUGGGACUGCUACAGUUAUUGGGUAUCAAAUUUUCCCAUACAUGGGAGACAAUCUGAUGCAGCAGUCUGUUUCACUUCUACAAGUCAAGGAUCCCUUAUUUAAAAGAAUGGGUGCGUCCAGAUUAGCUCGUUUUGCUAUAGAUGACGAAAGAAGGAUGAAAAUAGUUGAGAUUGGUGGGGCUCAACAUCUGUUGAACAUGUUAGAGUCUGCCAGAGAUGAUCGCACGAGGAAGGAAGCCUUGAAGGCUCUUUUUGCAAUAUCCAAAUCAGAUGCGGCUGCUGUGGUCUUACAUCAAGCUGGAGCCAUAUCAAUCAUCAAAUCCACCCUAGAGUCUGGUGAGGAUGCUGAAGUUGGGAACUACAAGUCAAAUUUGCUGAGUAGAUUUCAAGAUUUAUCAUAUGAUAUAAGGUCUUGAGACUACUAUUAUCUGGUCUGAGAUUCCUGUCACUUUCUUAGAAGUUGGCCACAACGUCUUUAGGUAGAUGUUUUAUUAGAUUGCUGGCUAGCACUUUUUUUUCUGAAAAAAAUUGAGAGAAUAUGUGCAUGGCUGUAACAAGUCCACUAGAAAGCCAUGAUUAUGUUUAGUGAAAGCUCCCUUGUUUAAUGGGAUCUUAAACAUUGCUAACGAGUGAGUUUAGCUAUAAUGUUGUAACUUCUUCCAGGGGUAUCAGAAUGGAAAAAUAAUCCGUAUUCCCAAUGCAAAGUUUCCAUUAUGCAGUGUCCUACAAUUUGUAUUGUCAGGGGUAAUACUUUUGGCUUCCCUAAUUAUGUUUUGGGAGCCAGAUUAUAAAUAAAAGCAAAAGGACGCUUGUUGGCUUUGUUUCUUCAUA